This is a messenger RNA of Trichoderma harzianum CBS 226.95, 1065 nucleotides long. RefSeq names its product carbohydrate esterase family 16 protein. NCBI's taxonomy places the organism in Eukaryota, Fungi, Ascomycota, Sordariomycetes, Hypocreales, Hypocreaceae. The record is from RefSeq and is a predicted model, not a curated record. The transcript is spliced from 4 exons. The coding region runs from base 1 to 1065 and encodes 354 amino acids. Gene Ontology annotation, molecular function: hydrolase activity, acting on ester bonds.
AUGGUUAGUGCUCGAAACAAUUAUGCCGAGAUUAAGGAGCUAUCAAGCAGUAAUAAGCAUUCUUGGUUUGGAGGCAAAUUCAAAAACCUUGUUGUCUUUGGAGACAGUUACACAGAUGAAUCGAGGUUGGAUUAUUUCACAGCCCAUAAUAAUACGCCUCCACCGGUGGGCUUACUGCUUCCUGAGUCCCUCGAUGCUUCUGAUGGCGGACGCGUUUGGCCUAGGUAUGUCAGCCAAUACUCAGGCGCAAAGCUUUACAAUUACGCCAUCGCUAGCGGGAUAUGCACAACAAGCAUCAUGCCACAGGCCAGAGCAACUCUCAAGGACCUUUCUGCAGCUAUUUUAGAAACGGAGAUGCCUGCUUGGCUCGCUGAGUUGCAUUUAACGAGUGCCGUCUCACCACAUCAAAAGUUUUACACCGGCUCAGCCGAUGACACUCUAUAUGCCAUGUGGAUUGGCGUCAACGACAUUGGCAAGAAGAACAUAUUCAUUGAUAGCCAGACUACUGGAACUUCGCUCACAACUUUUACUGAUUGUGUGUUCACCGCUUUUGAUCGCAUCUAUAAAAAUGGUGGGCGGAAGUUUGUGUUGAUGAAUGUUCCCCCACUUGAGCUGCAUCCGAUCUACGCGACGCCUGAAAAAAAAGGAGUUCCCCCAGGCACACCGGAUUGGCCAAAUAAGCCGUCUAACCUAACCGAGGUUUCUUUUAAGAUGUAUGAAUAUACGAGUGCAGUGAAUGAGAUCUCCAAGUUCCAAGUCCCGUUCCAGCAACACGUUGCCAAGAGGUAUCCUGGUGCUAAGUGGGCAAUCUAUGAUGUAAACUCUUUAUUUAAAGAUAUCCAUCGGAACCCGCAAAAGUAUCUAAACGGCACAACACCUCUGGAUGUACUCGACUUUAUACACCAUUGCGAGGCGGGCGCGGCAAAUUGUACGGAUUUACCGGGCGAUAGAGAUUCGUUCAUGUUCUAUGACUCGCUUCAUCCUUCUGAACAAGUCCACCGUGUAGUAGCUCAGAAUUUUAUGGACGUGAUCAAUGGCGGGAGUAAAUUCGCGACUUAUUGGUAG